Molecule: messenger RNA, 5638 nt
Organism: Charadrius vociferus (killdeer)
Lineage: Eukaryota; Metazoa; Chordata; Aves; Charadriiformes; Charadriidae
Gene: SHROOM2
Product: shroom family member 2
Exons: 11
Coding region: 1-5064 (1687 amino acids)
Biological process (GO): actin filament organization
Cellular component (GO): apical junction complex; apical plasma membrane; adherens junction
Molecular function (GO): actin filament binding
Source: RefSeq, a predicted model, not a curated record
AUGGGGGAGACUUUGAAAGAGCAGCUGGCCAAGAUUGAAGAUGGGAGCAAAGCUGCAGCUGUGGACAAGUUACUGGCUGGGGAUGAAAUUGUUGGCAUCAACGAUGUGGGCCUCUCUGGUUUCCGACAAGAAGCAAUCUGCCUGGUGAAAGGUUCACACAAGACGCUGAAGCUUGUAGUAAAAAGAAGAAAUGACCUAACCUGCAGGCCUCACUCCUGGCACGCAACCAAAUUUACAGAAAGUCAACCUGAGACAGCCACGUCACACCUUUCCUCGUCCAAUGCCUGCGCUUCCUGGCACUCGCGCUAUCAUGCAAGUUGUUCUUCUCAUGACCUCUCAAACUCAUGGGAUCAGUCAAGUCUACAUCGCACUUCUGACCAAUUCAGCUCUUUGGGAAGUAUGGACAGCUGGGACCACACUCCACAAGUAGCCCAGUAUGGAAGACUUUCUUCUGCAAGGUCUAAUAGUAGUAUUGAUCAUCUAGGGAGCCAAAGUAAGCGGGAUUCAGCCUACGGGUCUUUCUCCACGAGUUCUAGCACCCCUGACCACACUCUAUCCAAUGCAGACACUUCUUCAACAGAGAACAUGCUAUACAAAGUAGGCCACUGGGAGACUGCUAAGCAUGGAAACAAGUCCAGCCAGUUUUUAAAUGACAACAGUGGAAUAGAGGACAAACCUGGGUAUUUGCCAGCUCCCAUCCAAUAUGAGAACAACAAAAGUCCUAGAAUAGAGGAACACCCCGAUAGCAAGCUGACUAGCUCUGGAAGAUCCAGUUUUGGACCUGUCUGGUAUGUUCCUGAUAAGAAGAAGUCUUCGUCUCCUCCCCCCCCACCUCCACCUCUUCGUAGUGACAGCUUUGCUGCUACCAAAGGCCAUGAGAAAGCCCAUGGCCCUGUGUACUCAGAAGGUGCCAGCACACAGCACUUUCCAGCCCUGAACUGGUCUCAGCCCAGGAGUGACUGGAACUUGGAAACUGUGGAGCAGCAGCGGCGGCCCUCCAGAGCAUGUGACAGGAGGGUCAGCAGUUCUAAUUAUAAAUCUGAUCUCAGUUCAGAAUACAGUUUUUCUUCAACUGGUGAAAGGUACAGUAGUAAUGCAGGAGCUGUGAACAAACUGCAGUCGUCCUUGUCUAGCACUGAUGUUCGGUUUGCACAGCCUGCUUACAGUUACCACCACCAGCACCAGUACAGUGAUGAAAGCACUUUUUUUCCCAAUGCAAGAAUCUUAGCUGCACCUAAAGAUCAGCAGCAUUAUCUGUCCUAUAGUGGCAUUCAGGAGUUACCUAAUGAUCAUUUCCAUGGCUAUAGUCCAAACCAAGCCAGUGUGCUCAACACUUCCUCUUCUUCGAACAGUGCUGCUGAACAGAAGGUGGACAACACUGGACAGAGCCGCUAUUAUUGCGUGACGGCAAAACAGCCUGCUCAGGGAAGCUCAAAGCCACUACAAUUCAAGGAUGACAGCUGGAAACCUGCAGUGGGGACUGAUGCAUCGCUUGGACCUCACGAAAAUCCUGCAGUUGUCACAAUGGUCCAAAAACCAAAAUACUGUCUACCUCAACAAUCUGUUGAAUCUUCACUGAAAGGGUGUGAGAACAGUAGUCAUUACCCAGUGGACAGGGAGGAAGAUGCUAGGUGUCCUGUAGUGGAAGAAGCUAAAAAACCCAAUCAUACUGAAAAGUCUGGACAAAAGAAAAACUUUGAGAGCAGCUCUGAGGAAAGUGAAACUAGGUAUUGUCAACAGGAGUUUGUAAAGGGCUCUGUCCUUACCACUGAAAACAGAUCUGCUCAGAAAGAUUUUAGGUGGGGUAAAGAUGAGAGUAGCAAGAUUUCUCCUCAGAAGACCCCAAUGUUGCACUCUUUAGCUCAGGAAGGGAAAAAACAGUCUGACAACAGCCCAGAGUUGGUAACAGAGCGUCAGGCCUCAUUUGACACUCACUUGUCUAAACAGGCACGAAGGAGUGAUCGUUUUGCAACAACACUGAGAAAUGAGAUCCAAAUGAGAAGAGCAAAGCUGCAGAAAAGUAGAAGCACUGCUACGUUAGUAGGGUCAUCUGAAACAGAGGAGUGCAAUGAGACCUGGAAGCCAGAUUCAGCAGAAAAUGUCACCGUGCCCCCAGACACUAACUUUACCAGCACCUACAAAGAUCACCUCAAGGAAGCACAGGCCAGGGUUCUGAGGGCGACGUCCUUCAAACGGCGGGACUUGGAGCCCAGCCCUGCUGAAUAUCUCCCCAGGUCACCCGAGCGGAAAACUGAUGCGUCUGGAUUCCUCGAGGCUACACAAGCUAAACCGAACCCUACAGGGAGUGGCACUCAUCACGUUUCUCGCAUCGGAGCCAGGAAGAGGUUCACAACAGAGCAAAAACUGAAGUCUUACUCUGAACCAGAAAAGAUGAAUGAGGUGGGAAUGUCAGAGGAUGAGUGCCAUGCUCAUUGCCGUCCAAAUACAUCUGAAGAAGCCCUGGGCUCGUUUGCAGACAGGUGGAAAUUUUUUGAAGAAACAAGUAAGCCUGCGUAUAGGAAACUGGCACAGAAACCAGCUCCCCACAGUCUUGCUGAGGAACAGCCUGAGAGGCUGGAUAAGAAAGCUCAGGGUGGACAAGAGGGAGAGGAGUCAUGGUAUGAGAGAAGAGGUCGGGCAGCCUCUGUUGGACUUGAAACUGCACAUGCUUCAAAAGAUAACGUCCACCACAGUAGCAGCAAUAAGGCUACUGAUAGGAUUGUGAAAUCUGAACAGCCACAGCGCCUGGGAACCUUUGCAGAGUAUCAGGCGUCAUGGAAGGAGCAGCGGAAGCCGAUAGAGCCAAGGAGCUCAGGGAGGUACCAUUCAGCUGAUAAUAUCCUCGAUGCAGGCCAUGAACAACAUGAGAAAACCCAGUACACCCAUGAGAGGUCUAGAUCAUCCCCUUCUACUGACUUCUACAAACAGGAAGUCUCAGUUGAAGUAAGAAGGCAAGCAGAGGAUUUAAAGGAAGAUGGGGAGCGUAUUUACUCUAAAGUUAACAAUCUGGAUGAAAGGAACAGCACUGUAAGGCAAGCUGACACAGGGGCCCAGAGGGAAAACCCACGGGAGAAGAGGGAUCAGCUGGACCAGAAUUUAGGCCACAAGUGGAAGGCAUCUGUCAGACCUUUGCAUGCGCGAGAGCCUACGGUUCUGCCUCACGAGAGCCGGGGGAGGUCUGGGACAUUGCCUAGUGAUUACCGAUACUCUCAGGAAAACGUGAACGAGAAGAGCAAGGAUCGCAGCCUGCCUCAUCUCCCCUGCUCUGAGCCACAGACCUUGAACGAGAACCACUUCUGUCUGUCCCGGGUCAAAGGAGAGGAAAACCAUCGAGUAGAGCCAGCGCUGCUGAACAAGAAGCGUGGGCCUGCUCCUCAGAGGCCGCCACCACCUAAAAGAGAUAAAUACAGGCGACCAGAUAAUUCUGCACUGUCACUUGGCACCUCGUCUGAAUCUCUGCUGGUAGCACCCAGCCGGCCCUUUCCGUCCUCGUCCCCCAGCUCUGCCGAAGCGCUUGCCAGUCACUCCUCUCUCUGUCAGAGCCCUGCAGCUUUCAAUGGAAAACUGAAGAGUGCUAAUCCACAGCAGCUCCAACAAGCGUCAUCCAAGGAGAAUGUUUGUCAGCACUUAGAAGAAAAAACGCACCUUAGGUCUGAGUCUGUGUUAUCUUCCAAGUAUCGAUAUCUUCAAAAACCUGGCAUGGAGACAUCAAGGUCCCCUUCUCCUCAGUUUGCACCACAGAAGCUCACUGAUAAACCUCCUGUGUCUGUACAGGAUGAGAACCCAGCCAGAAUUGAAAGGGUUAUAGACAACAAUACUACGGUGAAAAUGGUUCCCAUCAAGAUAGUUCAUUCUGAGAGCAGCGCAGAGAAGGAGAGUCGGCAAAGUCUUGUCAGUACUAUGGAGCCUCCUGCUUUACCCAGUGGUUUGGAAAAGGACCAAAUUAAAACACUCAGCACUUCUGAGCAAUCCUAUUCGCGAUUCUGUGCUUACACCAGGCAAGGUGUAGAGCCAGAGCCAGAAGCCAGAACCAAACAAGCUGACCCUCAACCAGCUGAAGAACCUGGGACCAACUUGAAGGACAGCAGUGCUGCCACACCAGCAGUCAGCUAUGUAAAGGCCAAAGAGAAGACGUUUGAAGACUGGAAGUCGGAGGAACUAGCCAGAGAAAUUGUGGGAAGAGAUAAAUCUCUAGCAGACAUACUAGAUCCUAAUGUGAAAAUAAAAACAACAAUGGAUCUGAUGGUUGGAAUAUUCCCUAAAGAUGAACACCUCCUAGAAGAAGCUCAGCAGCGCAGGAAGCUCCUGCCAAAAGUUCCUUCUCCAAAAAUUUCAGAGGAAAAGAAAGAGGAGCAGAGCGCACCGUCUGCCAUCUCCCUGACAACCAAUUCUACGUACUACAGCACAUCUGCACCAAAGGCAGAGCUGCUGAUUAAAAUGAAGGACAUGCAGGAGCAGCAGCAACAGCAGCAGAGUGAGGAUGAUUCUGAAGAUGAGCUGGAUCAUGACUUGUCAGAAAAGAAGCAAGAACUUAUUGACAGCAUUAGUAGGAAGCUGCAGGUGCUGAGGGAAGCACGGGAGACACUUCUGGAAGACAUCCAAGCAAACAAUAUACUCGGGGAGGAGGUGGAGUCCAUAGUGAAAGAAGUCUGCAAAUCAAAUGAGUUUGACAAAUUCAAGAUGUUUAUUGGCGACCUUGACAAAGUUGUCAACCUCCUGCUGUCAUUAUCAGGUCGUCUGGCCCGGGUGGAAAAUGCCCUUAAUAACCUGGAUGAAAAUACCUCUCCGGAAGAACGGCGGACAUUGGUAGAGAAGCAGAAGCUGCUGACCCAGCAACACGAAGAUGCAAAGGAACUGAAGGAAAACCUGGAUCGUCGAGAGCGCAUUGUCUUCGACAUUUUGGCAAACUACUUGAGUGAGGAGAACUUAGCAGACUAUGAGCACUUUGUAAAAAUGAAGUCAGCCCUCAUCAUUGAGCAGCGAGAGCUUGAGGACAAGAUCAAGCUGGGGGAAGAGCAACUGAAGUGUCUGACAGAUAGCCUCCAGCCUGAACGUCUCAAAUAAGAGGUCUGAGUUUGACCAAGGAUGUGAAAAACAGGAAAGAAGGAAGGGAUGGGGGAGUUUCCAAGUAUACAAAUGAGUAUCUUGGCUUGUCUGAGUGUCCGGUAGAGAAACAAGUGCACAAGAGAAAAAUAGCUCUCACAACAGCAAUAAUGCUCUCUUUCAUUUUUUUGGGAUGACGUAUUUAAUUUUUUAGGACACAUUUUUAUUGCUGGACUCUACAGCUGUUUCUCAUUGCUUAACUUACAGAAAACUCCACAGAAAAGGAUCGACUCAACCUUUCUGCUCAGUAAGUUGAAAGUCUGUGGCAGUUGUGCAUGCAAACAGCAACGUUUUUUAGAAUAGGUUGUAUACUUUCUUUAUGUUCAGAUGCUGAACAGACUGCUGGGAAACCCAACAGCAAUUUAUGAAUGCACACAAAUUUAGAAGCUCUAAAUUUAGUGGCUUUUUAUUUUUUUUAAAGACACAUUAAAUAGGGGAAGCGUGCAUCUUAUAGCUAAUAUAUUCAGAUUGCUGAAAUGUAGUGUCACUCUGAUCCUGUGGCAUCAGACACUUUUUUGUAAUAUUGUAUAUAGGA